Mercenaria mercenaria is the source of this 5523-nucleotide messenger RNA. Its product is annotated as damage-control phosphatase ARMT1-like. Gene Ontology annotation, molecular function: phosphatase activity. Bases 98 to 1387 code for a protein of 429 amino acids. Lineage: Eukaryota; Metazoa; Mollusca; Bivalvia; Venerida; Veneridae. The transcript has 7 exons. The record is from RefSeq and is a predicted model, not a curated record. Gene Ontology annotation, cellular component: cytoplasm; nucleus. Gene Ontology annotation, biological process: DNA damage response.
ACCGGUUACGAUAAAAAAUGUAAACAAAGACUCUGUCUAUAAUCUUUGAAAUGUAUGAUUUACACUUGAUCUUAGUCAUAAUACCGGUUGACAGUGAAUGCUAAUGACUUCAUGUGUUGCAGAAAGUUCUUUCGCCUAUCCAACAGUGAAGGAACGGAUGCCAUCCAUUGUAGCUCGAGUUGCAGAUACAGCUUUCAGAAGUAAAUCUUGGAUUAAAGAAAAAUAUGGGGAGGAUGGAUCACAUGAUCUAAAGAGCCUGGCAGGUUGUGUUUCAAAGCUGCGCAAUGAGAUGAUGACUGGAAAAGUUCUUGUACCAAUACAUGAUGGACGCUCUGAUGUGCAGUUAUGGAAUGAUUAUCUGAAGGAGGUGACAGAGAGGGAUGGUGAAGAGCCUGCCUGGUUUAUCUCCCCUUGGCUAUAUGUGGAAUGUUACAUGUAUAGACGAAUACAGGAAGGUGUUGAAAAAUGCCAUGUGCUACACAAGUUUGAUGUGUUUAUGGAACAGAAACAGAAAGCUUUACUUGAUUCAGCUCAGGCUAUUUUGAUACUGCUCAACUAUCUUAUGACUGUAGUAAAUGAUCUAGACUCUGGUGAAACAACCAAUACACACAAACUCUUCAAACAACUUAUGCAGAUUUCUUUAUGGGGUAAUAAGUGUGAUCUGUCAAUAUCAGGUGGGCAAGAUAAUGCACAGACUUCCUGUCCCCUAGACCAGGUAAACAAACUCAGGGAGUUUGUCCUCAGAGACGACCUUGAACAAGUAUGGCAGCACUUAAGCUGUAAAGCUCCAUGUAGAGUGGAUAUAGUUCUAGACAAUGCAGGUUUUGAGCUUGUCACAGAUCUCUGCUUGGCAGAGUUCCUGAUGUCAGCCAAACUUGCCAGCAGUGUACACCUUCAUGCUAAAGCAUUCCCAUGGUUUGUAUCUGAUGUGACAAAAGACGACUUGGACUAUACAUUCCAACACUUCAUGCAAAACAAUAGCAUGGCUAUGGACAUGUUUGUGAAACGAUGGAAAGAGAGACUGGAGGAUGGGUCUUGGACAUUUGAAGUACAUGAAUUCUGGACAUCCCCCUUUCCAUACUGUGAUAUGAAGAAAUACAUGCCAGAUUUAUAUACUGAACUAGGAAACUCUUCGCUUAUCAUAUUUAAGGGAGAUUUGAACUACAGGAAACUGGUUGGUGACAGAAACUGGCCUACCACCACACCAUUUGAAGAAAGUCUCUGUGGGUUCCACCCAGCCCCUCUCUGUGCUUUGAGGACACUUAAAGCAGAUUUGGUGACUGGCCUAGAAGAAGGUCAAGCUGAAAAGGUUAAAAAACAGGACAAGCAUUGGAUGAUCAAUGGAAACUGGGCAGUUGCUGUUUACUGUGAGAAAAUAGUGCAAUAAAGUCAAAAUAAUAUGAGCCGUGCCAUGAGAAAACCAACAUAGUGGGUGUGCGACCAGCAUGGAUCCAGACCAGCCUGCGCAUCCGCGCAGUCUGGUCAGGAUCCAUGCUGUUCGCUAACAGUUUCUCCAAUUCCAGUAGGCUUUAAAAGCAAACAGCAUGGAGCCUGACCAGACUGCGCGGAUGCGCAGGCUGGUCUGGAUCCAUGCUGGUCGCAAACCCACUAUGUUGGUUUUCUCAUGGCACGGCUCAAUUAUUUAAAUUAUUAAACUGUUCUAGUUGAUACUGCUUGCUGAUUUUUGGAGGUCUGCUUUGACGUAUAACUUCUUCAUACUUCCUCAUGGAUUUUUCCACUCCAUCAAAAUCAAGGUGGUUUCAAUGACUUUUAAUGAAAUAACCUUUCAUUAAACUGUUUGUACCUCACCAGUCUUCAUUAUUAAGUGACAGACAUAGCUAGUUUGUAUAUAAAGAAUUGUAUCUGAUACAUCUGCUUCUCUUGCAAACCUGAUUGAAAGAGUUUAUCAGCCUGUAUGCUCAUUGAUCUGUCUGAGCAGGUAAAACUGUCAGUAAUUUGCUCAAUGCAUCUUUGUUUUCAGUUUCAUGCCAACAGCAGAUGUGCCUUGUAUACUAGUCGGGACAACAUUUACUGUAUGAUUUUAGUUAAGCAGAUAUUCAUAAACAGAGUGACUUAUUUAUUAAACACAGUUAUGAGUCGCAGAUAUUCAUGAAUAGAGUGACUCUUGAAUUAAACACAGUUUGGAAAAUAAUUUAACAGUAUCCUUGAAAGUACGAUGUUUUGGAAGCAGAAAUAAGGCUUACAGAAAGUUGAUGGUUCUACCAAGGUGCCUGCCAGUGAAGAAAUAAUGCACAUAGGGACACCUUGGGUGUUCUUCCAACGUCUAAAGCUGGAAAGUCAUGAUAAGACCUAUAAUUAUAGCAGCAACAAUAUAAAGUCUUCUCCUAAUUUUAUUCAAACUUGGGAACUCGCCCUCAUUUAGGGGUCCCUAGAACUAAAAUUAGAACAUUUUUUAACAACUUCUCAUAAUUUUCUUGAUAGAUCUUCAUCAGACUCGGUUUGUAGCAGGGUCCUCUCCCAGUUUUAUUAAAUGGGGCCACUUGGCGUCUUUUAGGGCUGCUAUAGCUAAAAAUAGAAAUACUUAAAAUGGCUUUUUCUCACGAACUGCUUGAUGGAACUUCAUCAGAAUUGGUCUGUAGCAUCAUUAUGAGGUCCUCCCCAAAUUUUAUUCAGAUAGGGGCUCUUGGUUCCUUUAAAGGGCUGCAUCCUGCUAGAGAUGAAAAUUGAAAAACUUUUAAAUAAAUUUGCCUCAUUCAGAGCUUGAUGGACCUUCAUUAAAUUUGAUCUGUAAUAUUCUUAGAAGUCCUCUGUUAAAUUCCUUCAGUGGGUCAGUUGGUCCCUUUAAGGGGCUACUAUCUUUAAAUGACAUUUUCCACUGAACUGCUUGGCGGAUCUUCAUUAAACUUGUUCUAUAGUAUCCUCUCAAAUUUGUUGAAAUAUGGGCCCUUGAUCUGUUUUAUGUUUUUUAUGCUAAACACAGGUGUUACCAAAUAUAAUUCAGUGUGUCAAACAUUUAUUCAGGGUCAGGUGAGUGACUUACAGACAUCAUAGCCCUGUUGUAGAAUGGUUUUGUUUGUUUACUUAACUCUGCUGACUUUAUGCAGUUUAGUUAAAAAGUUUGUGCCACAGGUCUCCUAACAUAAGAACUUUUACUACCAGCAAACAUCAAACUUGCAUGACUAUUGCAUGUACUUAAAUACCCCAUACUUUGAUUGUUGUCAUGUAAAUACCCCAUACUUUGAUUGUUGUCAUGUAAAUACCCCAUACUUUGAUUAUUGUCAUGUAAACCUUGAGACAAAAAUUGUUUAUUUUAUAUAUACCCGUAGAAAGCUAUUAAGAAAAUGAACAGAAGUUGUUUUAUUUUCACUUGUUUUUGUAUUUAUUUAUUAUGGUUGUUUAUGUCUACAAAUGUACUGUCUUCGUUAGUUUGUUUGUUUUUGGUUUAAUGCUUUUUUUCAACAGUAUUUUGAUUAUGUAACAGUGGGCUGUUAACCUAACCAGUGAUCCUGGGUUUUGUACCAGUACAAACCUGUUGCCUGCAAGUAACUGCCAACUUCCCCAGAGGUGGAGGACAAAUGAUUUCAGACGCAAUGUCUUUUACCAAAUUGUCACAGAGAACAUACACCGCACCAGGGGAUUGAACACACAUACUGCAUUCAGUAGAUCUGGGCUCAAUGUCUACUGUGCUUUGAUAAUUGAAAAUUAUUGUAUUUUUAUUUAUGAGGUUUAAAACUAAAGAAGACCUUUAUAUGAUAUAAAAUUAGCUUCAAAAAUAGAUUAUCAAUUGUCUCAGUGAAUAUACAUAUUGUUUGAUCAUAUGAAAGAAUAAAAGUAAGUUUGAAACAGAGAAGUUUCAUUGAAAUCAGCCAUAUAGAAAUUUACUGUAUGCAGAAGUGUCAUUAAAAUUGUGAAUUUCCCCACAGUUGAUCUGUUACAUUUAAUUGUUGUUCUACUGAAAUGUGUGUUUGUGUAGGUAUAUUGGACAUGAAACUAAUACCACAUUUGCACUGUGUUAUUUAAAUGAAACAGUGUUGCACAAGACAUCUUUUUGACAGGAAUUAAGUUUUAAACUAUUAGAAAUGAAAUACUCAAUUUAUUAGUCCCCUACUGGUGAUUCACCAUCUGUCAAAACUGUUCCUCUGAAACUGCUUACAGUUAUUUAAGUUGUGGGAGUUACAUUUUCUGUUGUUGUUGUGUUCUGAAUUUACAAAGCUACCCUUAUUAUGACCCCCUUCGAAGAAGAUGGGAUAUAUUGUUUUGCAGAUGUCGGUCCGUAGACCAAUCGGUUUCCCGGUGAUAACUGAAGAACGCUUGGGCCUAGGAUCAUGAAAGUUGAUAGGGAGGUUGGUCAUGACCAACAUAUGACCUCUAUUGAUUUUGAGGUCAGUAGCUCAAAGGUCAAGGUCACAGUAUCUGGAAACAUUUAAACGGUUUCUGGAUGAUAACUCAAGAAAGCUCGGGCCUAGGAUCAUGAAAGUUGAUACAGAGAUUGGUCAUGACCAGCAGAUGGCCCCUAUUGAUUUUGAUGCAGCUCCCAGCUUGUUUAUUUCUAUUUAUAACGCAUAUAAACACUCAGAAACUAUUCACUUACUUACAGUAUUAGUUUAUCUGCCUAGAUUGUCAAGUCACUUCACUUGAUAUACAGUUUACUUUCUACCUUUAUGAUUUUCUACAGUGCAAAAAGCUUCUUUCAUGGAGGCUGCCAUUUUAUUGUUGUUAUUGCAGACCGGUAGAGAAAUGUUUAUGAUUAUGUGACAUUUACUUGGUAAAGGUAUAAGGCACCUAUAUAAGCAGCAACAGUAUACCCUCUAUUAUUCCAGCCACACUCAGAUUUGAUUAGAUUUAGUCCAUAUUUAUUGCAUUUUAUGAUUUUCUGAUGUGACAAUGUAAAAUCUCUUACCAGUCUAUCUGAGCGACUGCUAACACCCCCGCUUACCGUCUAUCUGAGCGACUGCUAACACCCCCGCUUCAAAGUGUUUUCCCAUGAUUGUGAUUAAACUACUUCAUUCUUAGAGUGUUAUAUAUCAAAAUACUUGUUAUGAUGCAAAGAAUCGUUUGAGGUUUACUUUCAGUUAAGACCUUGUUUAUUUAAUACAUUAUUUGUAAGAAACCCUGGCUGAAACUCUGUUGAGAGAGAGGUGUCCUGGAAUUCCGGCCAGUCACUGUUCUGUGAUUUCAUUGAAGUGAAUGGCGCCCGGUCUGUAUUUGAUUGGUUAAUCCCGACACACAUUCCUCACCGGGCCUUCAGUCAUUGGUCAGUUACAUCAUAUGGUCACAUCCCAGGAGGCUGUAUAUUGGCUGGAGGACAAUGGCAUCAGCACCUUGUUCGUAUACGUAGUUCUUGUGUAAGAGAGCGCCAGAUUCAAACUGCGAAUUAGGCAGUGUCUUUUGAAAACCAGCCGUCUGUCUUUCCAGUAUAAUGUAUAUCUUGACCCGAGUCCAUAUUAUAUUAAGUUAUAAGUAUUUCAAUGUGAAAUUAAUGCAAAUCGUUUAUUGUGCUUACUUGAAAUGAAUAGUUAACUUAAACAUGUACUUUAUGCGUCAGUAAAUUUUGGAACUUUA